Puma concolor (puma) is the source of this 714-nucleotide messenger RNA. The record is from RefSeq and is a predicted model, not a curated record. Lineage: Eukaryota; Metazoa; Chordata; Mammalia; Carnivora; Felidae.
CGAGAGAAAGGGGAAAUGGGGCUGGGGGCCGUUCCCGGGAGGCAAGCGGCCUUCCGAGAGGGGCUGGAGCAGGCGGUGCUGUACGCCAAGGCUCUGGGCUGUCCCAGGAUUCACCUGAUGGCUGGCCGAGUGCCCCAGGGUGCUGACCGAGCAGCAGUCAGGAGUGAAAUGGAGACAGUUUUUCUGGAGAACCUGAGGCACGCGGCUGGGGUUUUGGCUCAGGAGAGCCUCGUGGGACUGCUGGAGCCCAUCAAUACCCGCAGCACUGACCCUCAGUACUUCCUGGACACGCCCCAGCAGGCGGCAGCCAUCUUACAGAAGGUCGGAAGACCCAACCUCCAGUUACAGAUGGACAUAUUCCACUGGCAGAUCAUGGAUGGCAACCUGACAGGAAACAUCCGGGAGUUCCUACCCCUUGUUGGGCACGUGCAGGUGGCACAGGUCCCGGGCCGGGGGGAACCUGACAGCCCUGGAGAGCUGAACUUCCCCUAUCUAUUCCAGCUGCUGGAGGAUGAAGGCUACAAGGGCUUUGUGGGCUGCGAGUACCAGCCUCAAGGAGACACAGCAGAGGGCCUGAACUGGCUUCGUUCCUACUGGGAUAGGCGGGGCCGCCCACAGGCUGGCCAGUGAGGUCCUGCCCGGCACCCACCUGCCUCUGUGGGACAGUGCACCAAGCAUCCCAAAUCUCCUGAAUUAAAAGACCACCUGCUGAAC